AUGAUUUAUUAACUUGGCAACUCAUUUCUUCCGGAGCAUCAUAAAAAAAAAAACCUCCAACUGCAAAUCCCAUUCCAAUUUCCAGCCAAAAAAAACAAACACAUGGGGAAAAAUCUGAGAGUUGUGAUGCUUCCAUAUUCCGCCUUCGGCCACAUAAUGCCUUACUUUCAACUCUCCAUUGCCUUGGCAAAGUCCAACGUUCAUGUCUAUUUCAUAUCCACCCCAAGAAACAUCCAGAGGCUUCCCAAAAUUCCAUCUGAUUUGAACCCCUUUAUCCAUUUAGUCCCCAUCCCAUUUCCUCCGCUGGAUCCCGACUUCUUGCCGGAAGGAGCGGAGGCCACGGUGGAUCUACCCUUCGAAAAACUUGACAACUUGAAGGUUGCAUAUGAUCUACUGCAGCAACCCCUUAAGCAGUUCAUUGGGGAGGAGUUGCCGGAUUGGAUACUAUCUGAUUUUGCAGCUCAUUGGGUGGUCGACAUUGCCAAAGAGUAUGGUGUUUCAAUUGCGUGGUUCUCUCCUUUCUCUGCUGCUUGCAAUGUGUUUUUCGGCUCAAUGGAAAACCUCUUGGGUACGAAUAGAAAUCAUGCUAUCCCAACACCGGAAAGUCUAACUUCACCCCCGGAUUGGGUUAGUUUUCCUUCAUCGGUUGCGUAUAGAGACUUUGUGGCGCCUUAUGUGGCGCGAGGCUUUUUUGGAGUCAAUAAAAGUGGGAUAAGUGAUUCUGCAAGGCUUGCCAAGAUUUUAUCUGCAAGUCAAGCGUUAGCCAUUCGAACUUGCGAUGAGGUAGAAGGAGAAUAUUUGGAGGUUUUCAAGAAAAUUACAGGAAAGCCUGUGAUUUCCACAGGUUUGCUUCUUCCGGAUCUACCUGCACAGAGGGGAAAAGGGGGAAUUUCUACCAAUGAUGGGAUCUUUGAAUGGCUUGAUAAGCGAAAAAACAAGUCAGUUGUGUUUGUAGGGUUUGGGAGUGAGUGUAAGUUGAGUAAAGAGCAAGUCUUUGAGAUAGCUUCUGGGCUGGAGUUAUCAGGACUCCCAUUUCUCUGGGCACUCAGAAACCCCAACUGGGCAAAUAGUGAUGCUGAUGCUUUACCUCCUGGUUUUGCUGAGCGAACAUCAGAGAGAGGACUUGUUUGUUUCGGGUGGGUGCCCCAGAUCGAGAUUCUGGGGCACCCGUCAGUUGGUGGUUCUUUGUUUCACUCUGGAUGGGGAUCCGUGAUUGAAACUCUGCAAUUUGGGCAUGUUCUUGUUGUGCUACCAUUGAUUAUUGAUCAGCCUCUGAAUGCAAGGCUUCUGGAAGACAAGGGUCUGGCUGUGGAAGUGAAAUGCAGCGGAGAUGGGUCGUUUAGUAAAGAUGAGAUAGCCAAAACCCUAAGACAUGCAAUGGUGGAAGAGGAAGGAGAGCAGCUGAGAUCCAAUGCAAGGAAAGCUGCAGCUGUUUUUGGUGAUCACAAGCUGCACCAAGACCACUACAUCGGGCAGUUUGUCAACUUUCUAAAAAGUACGGUAGCAGCAUAAGGUCAUCCUAAAGAACGAUAUUAAGGAAUAAAAAUGGUGUGUCUAGUCACGUGGAUGAUGAUAUUAAAGAAUUUAAACUAUCAAUUGUCAUAUCAUGUAAUAUGCUAUUAUCUUCUUUCUUUUGUGUCAUGCAAUAAGAUUUCAAACUUUGAAAUUA
Malus domestica (apple) is the source of this 1669-nucleotide messenger RNA. RefSeq names its product putative UDP-rhamnose:rhamnosyltransferase 1. The record is from RefSeq and is a predicted model, not a curated record. Gene Ontology annotation, molecular function: UDP-glycosyltransferase activity. Lineage: Eukaryota; Viridiplantae; Streptophyta; Magnoliopsida; Rosales; Rosaceae.